AUGUCCUGUAGCAUGGCAGGUGAAGAGGACUUCUUUUUGGAAGAAAAAAGAUUCAAGCAGUACUGUGAAGAAUUUAUUAAACAUUCACAACAGAUAGGCGAUGGUUGGGAAUGGAGAACUAGCAAGGACCUUGGUGAUGGUUAUCUUAGUAAAACACACUUGCAAGUAAGAAAUAGAAACAUCCCACCAGAUCUCAAGGAGAAAAACAAUGAUAACGUUGAACAAACGUUAUUUACACAUGUUGAAGAGUCUUUGGAUGAUUCUCAAGUAGCUGCAGUUUGUGCAACAGAAGAAGUGAUUCGCUAUGAAUAUCAUGUCUUGUACUCCAGCAGCUACCAAGUACCUGUGCUUUAUUUUAGGGCGUGCUUUUUAGAUGGAAGACCUUUAACUCUGGAUGAAAUAUGGAAAGGUGUUCAUGCAUGCUACCAGGCUCGUCUGCUGGAGGGGCCCUGGGACACUAUUACACAGCAGGAGCACCCCUUACUUGGGCAGCCGUUUUUUGUUCUGCACCCCUGCCGGACUAACGAAUUCAUGUCUUCUAUACUGACCGGUUCACGGAAACAGGACAGACACACAAAUUACAUUAUAUUGUGGCUCAGUACUGUAGGCCCAGUUGUGGGUCUAAAUCUGCCCCUGAGUUACGCAAAACUAGCACCUGAGCAGAAUACAAAUGCUGAUUGAAAGCCCUCUGAGCUGAAG
Gavia stellata (red-throated loon) is the source of this 699-nucleotide messenger RNA. RefSeq names its product autophagy related 10 (gene ATG10). Gene Ontology annotation, biological process: protein lipidation; macroautophagy; protein modification by small protein conjugation. Lineage: Eukaryota; Metazoa; Chordata; Aves; Gaviiformes; Gaviidae. The record is from RefSeq and is a predicted model, not a curated record. The transcript has 7 exons. Gene Ontology annotation, cellular component: intracellular anatomical structure. Gene Ontology annotation, molecular function: Atg12 transferase activity. The coding region runs from base 1 to 681 and encodes 226 amino acids.